AAAUUAUGACCACAAUUAUAAGCCGUGCUGGACUCAUAGUAGUGUUAGCUACUGCCACUAGCACUUCGGGUCGAUCUAUACAAUCACCGACGUUUACAAUUGAGGCUAACAUAUUGGGUAAGAAUAAUGUUGCCACUAGAUACAACUUGGGUGACAAAUUCUUCGAACCCGAGGAUAUGGGAAGAGACUUCCAGUGGGUCAGGUCAAAUCAGAUUGGGUAUGUGAAUGAUAGUGGUGAGGACGUGUGUCUAUCAUUCCUUCGCGCUGGCAACAAGGACUAUGUCGGGGUUAAAACAUUGACGGGAAUCCGGCCAUUAUGCGAAAAUACACCAGAGCGUUGGGAAACUUUUAUUGUAAAUGAAAGUGACGGUAGCGCCGAGGAACCGGUUGCUUUGCUGAGAGACGGUACCAGUGGACAGUGCGCUUACCUGGCGACAGAUAGAGGGAACGGUAAACAAGAGGAGAAAUACUAUCUUGGCCUAGGAGACUGUGAAGCUACUCACCGAGCUAAUCUAGUAUUGGCUUUAAAGACUUAUGAAAGUCCAAGCCCUUCCCCAAGUCCGUCCCAAUCGCCCGUAAAGGGUGAAGUAAGUCCAAGCACAUCCCCAAGUCCAUCACAGUCACCCCAAUCACCCGAUAGACCGAUGCACCAGGUUUGUGAUUGUAACGAAGGCGUACUACUUGACAAUCUGUGCUAUGACUCACUCAAGGAGGCUUUCGAUGACGCCACAGACGAUGUUACCAUACACGUAGGUGGCGUUGUAGUGAAAGUGUCGGAACCCAUAGAAUUUGAUUCGAGCAUCACACUUCAAGGACAUGCAUGCGCUGAUGAAGGUAACAGGGCCAAGAUCAUGGCUGCAUCGGGCUUCGAAACACUGUCAGGAGCUAUGCUUAAGGCCACUCAUCCGGAUGAACAGAAUAUAGUUUUCAAGGAUUUGGAAAUCACCAGCGAAUCUGAGGGUCAGUACGUUGCCGCAUUUCAUUCUUUGAGCGAGUCUGAUCUCGAGGGCGAGGGUGGAAACCAAAAGGUGCAACUCGUCUGCAAUAAUAUAUACAUACACGACAUGCAGAGUCAAGAGCCGGGUGUGGGCAUAUUUCUAAGCGGCACCAAUGCGUUGACAGUAGAUGACCAAUGCCUGUUUGAAAAUUUACUCACAACCACAACAAUUGGGGACAAAUGGGCCGGUGGCCCAGCUAUUGCGGUUAUCUAUCUUCCUGAAUCAGGCACAAUCAAUAUUGACGGUCAAUUCAAGAACAAUCGAGCGUUUUUUCCCAGUCCGAGCACUAGACAUGCUGGCGGAGGUGCAAUCUAUUUCAACUGGAUGGCAGGCAGUGUAUCCAUUACGGCUCAGUUUAGCGGUAACCAAGCAAAUCAGGGUGGCGCAAUUCAAAUCCAGGCCGUAGUAGGCGAUUUUUUCGAUAACGGAAUUUAUACAAAUAACACAGCCGCCGACGAAGGCAACGGUGCGAGGUUUGGAGCUCUGGGUUGUAUCAAGCUUUAUAGUGGUGCUUCUUUCGUACUUAACGGUUCCUAUAUCGACAAUCUUUCCGAAGGUCGAGGUGGUGCCGUAGGCACCAACAUACAUGAGAGCGACAGUCUAUUUGCUAUACAAGGUACCUUUAAAAACAAUAGAGCCCUCAACGAUGGGGGUGUUUGGGGACGGUGGUCCAGCACGACUCUCAAGGGAAAAGUGGUCAUUGAUAUCAACGCGACAAUUGAUGGAAAUAUAGCUGAGGGUGAUGACAAUGACAGCAGCGUAUACAACACGGUGUCAUCAAAUGUGAGCAGUGAUAGCAUGUCUCAAUUCGAAUGGGAGCAGCGUACUAUAAGCCAAGUGAUUAAUCCAUAAAUUGCUAUCGAAACUUAUGAGGGUGCGCUAGAAUCAGAAACAUAAAAUGCAUAAUAAGACAAAUCUAGUAGUGAAAUAAAACAAUAAAUAACACUCGUGAUAACGC
Molecule: messenger RNA, 1956 nt
Organism: Sphaeroforma arctica JP610
Lineage: Eukaryota; Ichthyosporea; Ichthyophonida
Exons: 1
Coding region: 6-1850 (614 amino acids)
Source: RefSeq, a predicted model, not a curated record